Messenger RNA from Erythranthe guttata (spotted monkey flower), 2245 nucleotides. RefSeq names its product DEA(D/H)-box RNA helicase family protein. NCBI's taxonomy places the organism in Eukaryota, Viridiplantae, Streptophyta, Magnoliopsida, Lamiales, Phrymaceae. Gene Ontology annotation, molecular function: nucleic acid binding; ATP binding; RNA helicase activity. The record is from RefSeq and is a predicted model, not a curated record.
AGGUCUGUAUCAGUAUAUGUGAAAUUUUCAGGAUAUAGGAAUUAUCCUCAUCCUUGUCUCUCUGGGGUUUUAGCAAUGGCGAAUGUGCUUGAAAUUUUCACAACUCUCAAUUCUUCAGUUUCCAUACUUUCCCAUCGCCGCCGUCCACGACUGGUUUGCGAAGCUGCCCCUCAAAUAUCUCCUCAUCAAGGUGGUGCCGGGACAACGAGCAGGAAUUUCGGGAGGCUAAAAAUGCAGAGAAUUAAAGAUAUAGUUAACGAAAGCUACAAGAAAAAGAAACAAGUCAAUAAUGAACUCGAGGACGAUCAUCAGAAACACGAAAGCCCUCCAUCCCGUGUGCCGUUUGACGAUUCGGAUUUGUCGGAUGAAGAGGAAGUUAUCACUGUCAAGAAAUAUACUUCAAAAGCCCUUCGUAAAUCCGGCAGCGGAAGAGAUGCUUCUUCAGAAUUUUCUGCUGCCUCUAAGAAACGAUGGGGCGAUGUGGACCCACUUAACAGCUACAGAUCUAACAGCUACAGACCGAUGGUGGAAAAUGACUCGAGUAAAGGGUACAAGUCGAAAGCCACUAGUGAUUUUUUCAGCAGAAAGUCGUUUAAGGAGUUGGGGUGCAACGACGACGUUAUUGAAUCUUUAAGAAGCCUGCAGUAUACGCGGCCAUCGCAUAUUCAGGCGAUGGCAUUUACUCCGGUACUUGAUGAAAAGAGUUGUAUAAUAGCUGAUCAAAGUGGAUCUGGUAAAACUUUGGCAUAUUUGUUACCUAUAGUACAGCGUCUUAGACAAGAAGAAACGGAAGGACUUAGCAGACCUGCGUCAGGGCAUCCUCGAGUUGUAAUACUCGUCCCUACUGCUGAGUUGGCUACUCAGGUCUUGAAUAUUUGUCGAUCACUAUCAAGAGCUGGUGUCCCUUUUCGGUCUAUGGUAGCAACUGGUGGUUUUAAGCAGAAAACGCAACUGGAGAGUCUUAAACAGGAAAUAGAUGUUCUAAUCGCUACACCUGGUCGAUUCAUGUAUCUUGUUAAGGAAGGCUUCCUGCACUUAACUGAUCUUAAAAGUGCCAUAUUGGAUGAGGUAGAUAUACUGUACAACGAUGAAGAUUUUGAGAUUGCACUGCAAAGUUUGCUGAACACGGCACCUGUCACAGCCCAGUAUCUAUUUGUUACUGCCACGUUACCUGUGGAUAUAUACAACGAACUAGUUGAAGUUUUCCCAGAUUGUAAGGUUCUAAUGGGUCCUGGUAUGCAUCGCACAAGCCCCAGACUGGAAGAGAUCCUUGUAGAUUGCAGUGGAGACGAAAAUGCGGAAAGAUCUCCUGAUACAGCUUUUCUCAACAAGAAAAAUGCUCUUCUUCGACUUGUUGAAGGAAGUCCAGUGACCAAGACAAUCGUCUUCUGUAACAAGAUUGAAACAUGCAGAAAAGUUGAAAAUGCAUUAAGACGGUUUGACCGACAAGAAACCCGUACAAAAGUUCUACCAUUCCAUGCUGCUUUGGAACAGCAAUCAAGACUUGCAAACAUGGAAGAAUUCCGGAGCUUUCCUUCAACAAACAUAUCUUUGUUUUUGGUUUGCACAGAUAGAGCGUCUCGAGGAAUAGACUUUGCAGGUGUGGAUCAUGUAGUGCUAUUUGAUUUUCCUCGGGAUCCAAGUGAAUACGUACGUCGUGUUGGAAGAACGGCCCGAGGUGCUGGAGGUGUGGGGAAAGCUUUUAUAUUUGCUGUUGGGAAGCAAGUUUCUCUUGCAAGCAGAAUUAUUGAAAGAAAUUUAAAAGGGCACCCGUUGCAUGACGUUCCAUCUGUUUACGAGGCGAUGAGUUAGAUGUGCUUUGUUGACGUGGAAUAUAAACGUUGCAGCUGUCUAACUAUGGCCAAGAAGAAAUCCAAUCGAUACCCGGAGGGCAACUUCGGAAAGGGAAUUUGAAACUUGGACAUGUUCUAUCAUGAAGUUUUAGCUUCAUGCAUAACCAAUGGAACAUGUUUUCGAGUCCAAACUCACAAAAGGAGUGCUAGGAAAGCUUUUUGUUGGUUAAGAGUAGUUUGGUUUCCAACCUUUGAAGAAUCAUAUCGUCGGUGUCGGGCCAGAAAAUAUCAUUUUUUUCUGGCGUGGGGUUCUAUUAAUUCGUGCUCGUAUAUAGUAGCUUCUUUCUGCUUUUUUCAGGGUAAGGAUUAAUUGUAUGCUAUCUAUUAGAUCAAGACAGAAUUGUUAUUUCAAUUGCACUUUGGGUAUUUUUGAAAGAUACUAAUUCCUUUUU